Molecule: messenger RNA, 1060 nt
Organism: Conger conger (European conger)
Lineage: Eukaryota; Metazoa; Chordata; Actinopteri; Anguilliformes; Congridae
Gene: apoda.2
Product: apolipoprotein Da, duplicate 2
Exons: 5
Coding region: 149-742 (197 amino acids)
Biological process (GO): lipid transport; brain development; tissue regeneration
Molecular function (GO): lipid binding
Source: RefSeq, a predicted model, not a curated record
CACAUGUGACUUUGUUGGUUUACGAGGGGGGAGAACCGCCAGGGUCAUAACGAGUGCUGACCAGAAUAGAAGGAAAUAUCAGCUUGCGAGAGAGUGCGAGGAAUGUUUGAAGAUAGGAAGAAGCAGUACGUAAAUACACUGUGAGGAAAUGCAGACAUUUCAUGUGCUGUUCCUGACCCUGGGAUACUUCCUGGUAGUCAAUGCCCAGUCCUUCCACCUUGGGCGAUGCCCCAUACCCCCCGUUCAACAGAACUUUGAUAUUGCCAAGUACAUGGGCAGGUGGUACGAGAUCCAGAAACUCCCAGCGGUCUUUGAGUUUGGAACUUGUAACCAGGCUACCUACACCUUGUUACCUGAAGGCGUUGUCAAGGUUGUGAAUGCAGAGCUCCUGUCAAAUGGCAUGGAGAAUAGCAUUGAGGGCACAGCAACGGUGAAGAAUUCCUCACAGCCUGCCAUUUUGGAAGUCAGUUUCUUUGAAGGUGCAUCCAGCGCCCCCUAUUGGGUGCUGUCCACAGAUUAUGAAAGCUACACCCUGAUCUACGCCUGCACCAACUACCUUGGCUUUUUCUAUGUGGACUUUGCCUGGAUCAUGAGCAGGUCCCGCACCCUGCAGGAGGAGACUAUCACAGAGUUGCACAACUUGCUCACCUCGAAUGGCAUCGACAUCAAGAGGAUGACGGUCACUGACCAGACCGGCUGCACAGCCAUGACACAGGAAGGGGUCUCUGUCACUGCAGAGUGAAGUGGGUUAUUCUGUGCACUCCCCCCAUCCCCGACAUUACUGUGAAUACCUGGUGUUAGUCACCAGAGCCUGGGCUCAGUUUAAACAUUUUCUUCCCCAUUCUGACAUUUGGUCUGAAGAACAGCUGAACCUCUUGACCAUGUCUGCAUGCUUGUAUGCAUUUAAGUUAAGGCUUGGGGUUGAUUUGGAUCAUUUUGAAGCAUCGGACAAUGUUAUGCAUAUUUUUAUGGAGGAAAUUGCUAAUGAAAGCUUACAUUGUUGACAGGAGUACUUAGUGUUUGGUAAUUUGUUUAAAGACAACAUUUUCCUUUGCCAUGU